Phragmites australis (common reed) is the source of this 758-nucleotide messenger RNA. RefSeq lists its product as uncharacterized. The record is from RefSeq and is a predicted model, not a curated record. The coding region runs from base 252 to 635 and encodes 127 amino acids. NCBI's taxonomy places the organism in Eukaryota, Viridiplantae, Streptophyta, Magnoliopsida, Poales, Poaceae. The transcript is spliced from 4 exons.
CCCAGCGUCCGCGUCUUCUUCCACUUGCUUCUCAUCUGCAGGUCAAUCACUCACCCCCACCGACCAACCCCAGUUGUCAACCCCAAAUCGCGCACAGCAUCCAAUGGAUCCACCGACCGCCGAUCGAUCAUCCGCCGCGUCGCAGACCCCAAGAACCUCUCGGAUCUCCCGUCCGCGUCGUUUCCCGUUUAAAUCCGUUGUGCGGACCGCGGAAGGACGGGGAGGAGCAGAAAGAGGACGGGAGCUACGCGAUGGAACUCGUGGAAGGGCUCGUCAAGGGAUUGAAAAGUGUCGCGCUAGACGACGCGGUGGAGGGGGCUGAGAGGAGGAGGGACCGCUGUGCAGCUCUGGUGGACGGGGACCUGGAGGAGAGGGCUCGGUCGACGUGGGCCGAGGUGGUCUCCGAGGAGAAAGGCGAGGACCAUGAGCAGAGGCAGGGGAAGGCGGAGCAUGACAGGAACCAACAGCAGCAUAUCCCCGCGCUCACUCAAUGGCACAACCAGGACGAGGGAGCUCAAAGGAAUGGUGGAGGACCGGAUGGUGUCAUAGGCGUUGGCAACUUUAGGCCACAGCAACAGAAGGCACAAUGUGGAAGAGAGCAACAGGAUGGAGAAGAGAGAAACAGUGGAGGUUAGGUCGCCGUGGGCGACAGAAAGCAUCACAGAAGACUAGAUCAGGUUUGUUUUCAAUCCUGCUGGAGGAUUGGGACCUUUCUAUUUUUCUCCAAACAUAAAAAUGCAUGCAUAACUUGUUAUUCA